This is a messenger RNA of Hydra vulgaris (swiftwater hydra), 936 nucleotides long. RefSeq lists its product as uncharacterized. Lineage: Eukaryota; Metazoa; Cnidaria; Hydrozoa; Anthoathecata; Hydridae. The record is from RefSeq and is a predicted model, not a curated record.
AUGUUUCAAAGUGUUUUCAAUUAUGUCAAGCACAAAGCAGCAGUUAUGAAAUACUGGGAUGGAAAUAAAAGAACAAAUCGAUUACGAAAAACCAUGUCCAGUGUUGAAUCUGUCGAGCAGCUACACUUAUCAGAAGAUUAUACUAUUUGCGAUAACUUAUUUCCUAUGAGAAAAAGCGGACCUAAAAGAAAAAUCUCACUGGAACAGGAAUUUCUUUUAAUUAUGAUGAGAUUACGUUUGGGUCUUUUAAUUGAAGAUUUAGCUUUCCGCUUUUGUAUAUCAGCUGGAACAGUUUCCCAAAUUAUUAUUACAUGGGUAAUAUUGUUAUCUAAAGAGUUGGACAGCCUAAUUUUGUGGCCUAGCCGGAAUACAAUUCGAGCAACUAUGCCAAACUGUUUUAAGCGAUUGUAUCCAAAAGUGAGAACAAUUAUAGAUUGUUCUGAAAUAUUUUUUGAAACAUCAAGUGCUCUUGAUGUUCAAGCUUGUAUGUGGAGUGACUAUAAACAUCAUGCAACAGUCAAAUUCUUAAUAGCAAUAACUCCGAAUGGAGCCAUUUCAUGGCUGUCUCCCCUUUAUGGUGGACGUGCCUCUGACAUUUUUAUUGUCAGAAAUAGUGGUUUUCUUGAUAUACUUGAGCCCUAUGACCAAGUUAUGGCAGAUCGUGGCUUUAAAAUAAGGACAGACCUUGCAUAUAAACAGUGUACUCUUUGUAUACCUCCAAGUGCUGUUAAAGGAAUUCAAAUGUCAAAAGAAGAAGUUCGAGAAACAUCAAACAUUGCUAAUGUACGUAUUUAUGUGGAGCAAGCAAUAAAAAGGAUUAAACAUUUCCGUAUUUUAAAAAUAACACAGCUAUUACUAUACCUACCUAUCAUGAAUAAUAUACUACGCGUAUGUGCUGCUAUAUCAAACUUGAGAAAACCAUUAGUUUCUAAAUAG